GCCGCCGCCGCCGCCGCCGCCGCCGCCGCCUGGCCCUGCGCCUCUUUCGCCGCCGCCUAGCGCCCGGCGGUCCGACAUCCCCGGCGCGGCCGCCAAUGAGCUGAAGAGGAGCGGGCUGCGGCGUCAAAGUGACGGCAGGCGCAGCCAAUGGCCGCGAGGAGAGGGCGGGCCGAGGCGGGAGUGUGAGAAUUUCUAACCAGCAUAAUGCUGGAGCGAGAGGCCGGCAGGCUGCAGUUUUCAAAAUGACCGAGUUGGACGCCGAUUUGGAUCACAUCAUUCCAUCUUCUGUCCUGCCCGCUUUCUGGGCUAAGUUAGUGGUGGGAUUUGUUUCCCUCGUGUGUUUCGCCCGUAGCUACGAUGGAGAUUUUGUCUUUGAUGACUCGGAAGCUAUUAUUAACAAUAAGGACCUCCAAGCAGACACCCCCCUUGGGGACCUCUGGCAUCAUGACUUCUGGGGCAGUAGGCUAAGCAGCAACACCAGCCACAAGUCCUAUCGCCCUCUGACUGUCCUGACUUUCAGGAUUAACUACUAUUUAUCUGGAGGCUUCCACCCCAUGAGUUUCCAUGUGAUCAACAUCCUACUUCACGGUGGCAUCUCUGUCCUCAUGGUAGAUGUCUUCUCUGUGCUGUUUGGUGGCCUGCAGUACACCAGUAAAGGGCGGAGGUUGAACCUGGCCCCCAGAUCGUCCCUGCUGGCCGCUCUGCUAUUCGCCGUGCAUCCGGUACACACCGAGUGUGUUGCUGGUGUUGUCGGCCGUGCAGACCUCCUGGGUGCCCUGUUCUUUCUGUUAUCUUUCCUUGGCUACUGUAAAGCAUUUAGAGAAACAGGUAACAAGGAGGGAACACAUUCUACAUCCUGGGUGUUGCUGAGUAUCCUUCUGGGAGCAGUGGCCAUGCUAUGCAAAGAGCAAGGGAUCACCGUAUUGGGUUUGAAUGCAGUCUUUGACAUCUUGGUGAUAGGCAAAUUAAAUGUUCUGGAAAUGGUCCAGAAGGUACUACAUAAAGACAAAUCAUUAGAGAAAACUGGUAUACUCAGGAAUGGGGGCCUCCUCUUCAGAAUGACCCUUCUGGCCUUGGGGGGCGCAGGGGUGCUCUACAUGCGCUGGAAAAUCAUGGGUACAGGCCCCCCGGCGUUCACAGAGGUAGACAACCCCGCUUCCUUCGCCGAUGGCAUGUUGGUCAGGGCCAUAAACUAUAAUUACUACUAUUCACUGAAUGCCUGGCUGCUGCUAUGCCCCUGGUGGCUGUGUUUUGAUUGGUCAAUGGGCUGCAUACCCCUCAUUAAGUCGGCCGGGGACUGGAGGGUAACUGCACCAGUGGCCCUCUGGUUGUGCCUAAUUGGCCUAAUAUGCCAAGCCCUGUGCUCUGAAGACAGCCACAGAAGAAGGAUCCUUACACUGGGCCUGGGAUUUCUCAUUAUCCCAUUUCUUCCUGCAAGUAACUUGUUCUUCCGAGUGGGCUUUGUGGUUGCAGAGAGAGUCCUCUACCUCCCCAGUGCUGGGUACUGCAUGCUGCUGACUUUCGGAUUUGGAGCUCUCAGUAAACACACUAAGAAAAAGAAAUUGGUUGCUGCUGUUGUACUGGGAAUUUUAUUCAUAAACAUGCUAAGGUGCAUGAUUCGCAGUGGCGAAUGGCGGAAUGAAGAACAGCUUUUUAGAAGUGCCCUGUCUGUGUGUCCUCUCAAUGCCAAGGUUCACUACAAUGUUGGCAAGAACCUGGCUGACAAGGGCAAUCAAACAGCCGCCAUCAGAUAUUACCGGGAAGCUGUGAGAUUAAAUCCUAAGUACGUACAUGCCAUGAAUAAUCUUGGAAACAUCUUAAAAGAAAGGAAUGAGCUGCAGGAAGCGGAAGAGCUGCUCUCUUUGGCUGUACAAAUACAACCAGACUUUGCUGCCGCAUGGAUGAAUUUAGGCAUAGUUCAGAACAGCCUGAAACGGUUUGAAGCCGCCGAGCAGAGUUACCGGACUGCAAUCAAACACAGAAGGAAGUACCCAGAUUGUUACUACAACCUUGGGCGUCUGACACAGAGAAAGAGGCAGAGACACAGGCAGAGGGAGAAGCAGGCUCCAUGCAGGGAGCCCGACGCGGGACUCGAUCCGGGGUCUCCAGGAUCAUACCCCGGGCUGCAGGCAGUGCCAAACCGCUGCACCACGGGGGCUGCCCGAUUAAAUGAAAUUGUUAAGGGAAAAAGGGUUUGCUCAUUUUAGCCAAACUGGAAUACAUAUAUAAUGAUGUAACUUUUAAAAGAAGUUUAGAGGGGUGGCUGGGUGGUUCAGUCAGUUAAUCAUCUGCCUUUAGCUCAGAUCAUGAUCCCAGGGUCCUGGGAUCAAGCCCCAUGUCUGGCUCUCUGCUCAGCAGGGAGCCUGCUUCUCCCUCUUCAUCUGCCUGCUGCUCCACCUACCUGUGUGUUCACGUGUGCACAUGCUUUGCUCUCUCUGUCAAAUAAAUAAGAUCUUUUUAAAAGAAAGAAAAGAAGUUUAGACAUAAUUUUCCAGAUUUCAUCCAGACUUGCCUCACAGGUAGGAUUACAUCAAAAUUGUUUUAAAGAGAUACCUGUUUAUCCUCACUUUAAGGGUCCUGAAACUUCUUGGUUUUAUGGAGUCCUUGUGUUAGCAAAACCAGUGGUUUCUAAAACUGGUUGAAUACUAAGUCCUUCUGCCCCAUCUCAGAUUUAUGGAAUCAGAGGCUCCAUGGAUGAUCCACAUUUACAAAGCAAACCAACAAAAUUCUCCAGUCAUUCCAAUACCAUAUUGUUGGCCCUAUAUUUGGGAAGAUCUAUCUGAGCCCUGAGAAGACAGACCAACCAGCUCAGAGCAGAAGAGACUGUUUGGGGAGGGCAACUUGGAAAUCAUGAAUUGCUUGAAGAUUGUUGAAAAUCCAGGGUUCAGUUCUUAGCAUGAUGGGAAUGUAUGUGGUCUAAACUGCUGUUUAUGGAUCAGGUAGCCAUGAUUGUGGGUGUCAUGGAGGCAGAAUUUUAUGAAGGGAGGAAACUAAGUGGUAGGAACGUGUGGCUAAUGAUGGUGAAGUUUUACCUCUCCUACUAUGUAUACGUCACUUUAAAUGGACAGGUACUGUACGUGUUAUACAUUUUAAAGUGAAGUGGCUUGUGUGUUUAUUAUUUAAAGAAUAAAAAACAUGUUUCAGUUAGUAUAUACCCUGGGAAGAUACCAUCUCUAUAUAGAUGCUCUAGUGUGGAAAAGAGGAAUUGUUUCUUCCUGUGCUCAGAGGAAGGUGGCAGUAAUGUGACUGAAUCCAUGCACCAGCAAGGUGUUUAAACAAGGAAAAUUGAUGGCAGGUGAUUCCUGUUGUCCCACAUAACUUUCUUCAGAGCCUUUCAACCUUUCCCACAUUUCUAUUUUCCUUUUACAUUUUAAAAAUCUGUGCUUUAUGAUCUAGUUACAUACAUUGAUGUUGAAAUAGUUUUCUCUAUGAAACCUAAGAUUUGAGGAAAGCUGAAAUUAUUCUAGUGAGAAGCUGUUGAAGGACAAUAAAAAACUUUCCUCUACCCUCUUAUGUUCUUUCUUUGGGGCCCUACAAACUAGACUGACUACAGACAGAUUAACAAGAGAAAAAAAAACAAUUUUUUAACACAUACAUUGUGCAUACACAUGGGAAAAACAGUGAUGAGUAACUCAAAGGGGUGGUUAGAACGUGGGCUUCUAUAGCAUCUUAACAAAGAACAAUACAUUUGUAAAUAAGUGACAAGAGAAAGGAAGAGAUUUUAGGUUUCCAAGGGUGGCAAACUGUCAGAAGGUAAAUACAUAUGGAAACUAAGGUUUGUGUGGGUCCUUCUUCAUGGCCAUAAAAUGCCCCCAGGAGAAGGGGGCAUAUGGCAGCCCUUAUGUCUCUGUUUCUGCUUUUAGUCAGAUAAGGGAAGCUCCAUGAAGGCUUCUUUCUGCAUCUGUCGAAUCUCAAAUGUCUUUAAUGCAAUAAUCCUUAUGUCAGACCAGUAUAUUUGGGAUGGCAUAUUUUGAUCCUGUACAUUGUUCUCUCUGGGGCAGAGGGUAGGGAGACAGUAAAACUUCACCACAGUGAUACAAGUAGAGACCAAAAACUUCAACCACAUGCAAGGCAGGGUGGAUCCUUCCAAAGUCAAUGAAGUAAGAAUGAGGGAUGGGAGCAGGUUGGGUAUUAUCUGAACACUUGCAGGGAUUACUGUUUCUAUUGACUGUGCCUAUUACACUAGGACUUGCAUGACAUUAUAUUUGAUAUCCAUAUGAGUUCUUUCAUUUUUUUUCUUCUGUUUCGGAGGUAACUUUCUAGGUUAUUGUUUGCAAAGUGAGUGUAUCUGCCUCAGUCUUCUAGGUCACACUUAAGGCUCUAAUGCUUGGCAGUCUGUUUCCUUCCCCUAGUAACGGCCUGUCACUGCAAUUCUGUGGGGUUUGGAAAAUAGAGAAUUUAUGCUAAGUACGCCCUCUAACAGGUCCUAAGAAAGGGAAACAGAAUAUAAAAGUCAGGAUUUUAUCCAUGGGCUCUAGUCCUUGGAAAGUCCUUCCCACUUUCAUGUAGAAUAUCAUCUGUAGUAUUAAGUAUAUUAGACCUGGUACCACUCUCUCUGUAUAUUGUUUACUAAUUAUGCUACUGUGAAAUGAUCUUCCUGUGUUCCCUUCUGCCAACUGUUCUUGCUUAUUUAAAGAUUUUGCUCUCCAUUGUUGUUUAAUUAUACAGCUUUUGCCUGCUUGACAGCUUAAAAGCAUUAAGAGCUUAAUCUUUAACAGCUCAACCAACACAUUUAUAUAUUGAUGAAUAAGAUGAACCUAAUAACUUAAAAUUUUCUUUUUAAAAAUCCUCCUUAGUCACUCUUUAGUAACAAGAGGCAGAAACAUGCUUUGAUUUCUGCACUGAAUGAGGAGAUGUAAUGCAGUUUCCUUGUAAAAUAGAAAAUUGAGAAAAAGUGGCUUAUUUGGGACAUGUUACUAUUAGAGAAUUUCAGUAAUAGUGACUGGAGAUAUUAUUAGAGGUGAUUCAUUAUGCAAGGACUGAUUGUAUCAAUCAGGAGCCAUUCAGGAAAACAGAAACUGCUAAGUAUUGUAUCUUAUUUUUAUUUUAUUUAGUUUGUUUGUUUGUUUAUUUAAAUAAUCUCUACACCCAAUGUGGGGCUCAAACUCACAAUCUCAAGAUCAGGAGCUGCAUGUUUUCCAACUGAGUCAUCCAGGUGCCCCUAUGCUAAGUAUUUUAACUUAGGGAACUCCUUCCAUUUCUGCUCUUCUAGCCUUCUCACAAUUGUCUAGCCAUGAUGUUAACUGUGAGAGUAUAAGGAAACCCUGUAGGAAACAAACAGGAGGAAGUGGUGCCACCAAAACAUAGGGCUCAGAGAAGGGAGCCCCUGUAAUCCCAGGAGCUGAUAUCAUGAAGGAGGACCACUGCUUCCAGCCUGGAACUGUGAAGUUGGGGUGAGGGGGACAUAGCUCCUUCAGAUGCACUAAGAAGGGAAAGAAGGGACAGUGUGAGAGUGAGGGAAAGGAUAUCUCUUCCAACCAUCUGAUGUCAUCUGUGACUCCUGUGGCAGAAAGCUAGCAAGGAGCAAAGUGGCAAAGGACCCUGAGAAAUGCAUUUUGCAAAGUAUAGAAGGAUGGGCAUGAGGCUAAUAUGUAAAUAAUGUGUGCAUUACCUGUCUGCUUUCUGCAUGGGUAGUUCUGGCCAAAUCACUGUUUUUCUCUAUAUUUCCCUGAAAUAUAGAUGCUACAGAAGGGGAAGUUUGAAACAAUAUAAAAGUAAAGUAAAUUUUACCUGAUUUAGUCUGUUGUUGUUCUUCAGGAA
Messenger RNA from Nyctereutes procyonoides (raccoon dog), 5760 nucleotides. RefSeq names its product transmembrane O-mannosyltransferase targeting cadherins 4 (gene TMTC4). The transcript is spliced from 15 exons. Bases 243 to 2207 code for a protein of 654 amino acids. Gene Ontology annotation, molecular function: protein binding; mannosyltransferase activity. Gene Ontology annotation, cellular component: endoplasmic reticulum. NCBI's taxonomy places the organism in Eukaryota, Metazoa, Chordata, Mammalia, Carnivora, Canidae. Gene Ontology annotation, biological process: protein O-linked glycosylation via mannose; endoplasmic reticulum unfolded protein response. The record is from RefSeq and is a predicted model, not a curated record.